UGAGAGUCCACCAUCGCUACACCCCCUCCUUCCGCCCCCUCCACUCACAGAAACGGAAUUAAAAAAUCUUUAAUAUCUUUCCAGCAACGAGCCUCCAUUGCUGCAGCAGGGAACACACACACAUACACACAUACACACACACUGUGGGCCUUUCAAAAAAACGAAGAAGAAGACGAAAAAGCAGCCCGCAGAUUUCAGAGCACCUUCCUCACACUGACGUUACUCAUCAUCCGACAAAAGGGGGAGAGAGGCUGUAACCUGAAUGUACUGAAUGUAUAGCGCCGCUGACAUCGUGACAACACCAGCUCUGUCUGUGGAUCUGUGCAACUCGCUCUCCUGAUUGUGUAAUAUCUUUUUUUUCUUCCUCUUCUUCCUGCAAGCGGCCAAACCUGCAUCCGAGAGGAGAAACAGAAGAAGAAGAGGAGGAGGAGGGGAAAACAGACAAGGGGGGAUUGCAACAUACAUCAGAAUUUAUUUUUCUUCCUAUUACAUGGCGCAAGGGCUAUACAAACGGGACCGUCCUGGGUGUGAUACUGCCACGGUGAAUUUGGAUAUCCACGCAGAAGCGGCGGCAGCAGCAUCCUCCUCCAUCCGCGGUGCAAGCAUCCUCGGCUGCGGCGGCGCCCACACCGACUCCUCGUCCUCCUCCUGCCGGCUCUAUGUCGAGUGAUGGUCGGCUUGCCUUGCUGGAUGCUCCCCGCUCUCUCCGGAUCGUCGACGACCGAACCUCCUCUGACCGCAGACCCCCAUUUUCGGCGGAAACCUUCCCAGAGCUAUAGGGCUACAUAUGGAAACUGGGGAUCAAAAUUUUAGGAAAAAGGAAAAUCUACGCGGUUACUUUCUUUCUUUUCUUUUUUUUUUUUUAGGUUUUUAUCGGUUUCUGUUUUCUCCCCUCUGUGUGUGUUUUUUAAAGCCUGCUAAUUAAUUAAUUUAUUUGUUGAGCCUUGAUUUCCUCAUUCCACCGUGUGUAGGGUUGUGAGAAGCCAGCGUGAUAUUUUCUUUUAACCCCACAAUAGGUCGUUAUUAAAAAAAAAAAACACCCCAGGAGUCGCUUUUAUUUCUCCACAGGACUUGAAUCCGUCCAUUUGUUUAGUCUCUUGUUUCUACUAAUAUGACAGAUUCCCUUGCUGCCCUUCAUUUACCUCCCCACUUGCUUCCCUCCUUUUUUGACUAACAAGACACAUUAGAAUAAUAAUAUUAUUAAUAAUCUUUAGAGGUUUAGUUAUAAUUCUGAAUUCUCAAUGUUAUAGCCUCUGACUAAAGUAACUGUAACUCACUGUAACAGACAUAUUGAACUGUUGUACUGUAAGCCUGCCAUUACUCUUAACACCGCCCCCCCCUAACCAUCUCUGUGCUCCAUUUGAGCUCAUGUUAAUUCAGCUCUGUGCUCAGCUGUAACCUUUACAAGUUUUUUUUUCCUCUCGCAGGCCUGUAGAGAAUAAACCUCACUUUGGUUUAUCUUACUUCCGCCUUUAGGCUGCCACUAUAGGAGAUAAUUAAUCCUUUAAAGCUCAGUGUUAGUCUCCAUACAUCUGCAGCUGGAGGCCUGCUGAGGUGCUGUCAUCCUCUGCACACCUCAUUCCUCAUCUUUCUCUGUGUAUCAAAGUAAGAACAGCCAGAGGGGAGAGACACCACUGCCUCUUCCUCUCCUUCCUCCCCCCCACCAAAAACCUCCAUCCUCAGUUUUUCUCUUGUUUUGGUCCUCACCCAAACGCAACCAUAAGGUUCCUACCGCAUCCUCCUCCUCCUUCUUCCCUCUCCUUCCGCACGAGUAUAUCCCGUUUUUUCGGUUUGGUUUGGUCCCGCAAAUUUUCAAAUAUUUACUUCCUGUACAUCAAGAGGAAAGGGGGUCCCCCUUUCAUGGAAUGCGGAAACAUGGGUCUGUUCGACCGCGGAGUCCAGAUGCUGCUGACCACGGUGGGAGCCUUCGCGGCCUUCAGCCUCAUGACCAUCGCGGUCGGCACGGACUACUGGCUGUACUCCCGCGGCGUCUGCAGGUCCAAGUCCAUGAGCGAGAACGAGACCAGCAAGAAGAACGAGGAGGUGAUGACCCACUCGGGCCUGUGGAGGACGUGCUGCUUGGAAGGAAACUUCAAAGGGAUGUGUAAACAGAUAGACCACUUUCCUGAGGAAACAGAUUAUGAAGCGGACCCGUCUGAGUACUUCUUACGUGCGGUGCGAGCCUCCAGCAUCUUCCCCAUCCUCAGUGUCAUCCUGCUCUUCAUGGGAGGCCUGUGUAUAGCUGCCAGUGAGUUCUACAAGUCACGCCACAACAUCAUCCUCAGCGCAGGGAUCUUCUUUGUGUCUGCAGGCCUGAGCAACAUCAUCGGGAUCAUCGUGUACAUAUCAGCCAAUGCGGGGGACCCUUCAAAAAGCGACUCAAAGAAGAACAGCUAUUCUUACGGCUGGUCCUUCUACUUCGGUGCCCUCUCUUUCAUCAUGGCUGAGAUGGUGGGCGUCUUGGCCGUGCACAUGUUCAUUGACCGCCAUCGACAGCUCCGAAUAGGGGCGCGCGCAGCCGACUACCUCCAAGGCUCGGCCAUAACGCGGAUCCCCAGCUACCGCUACCGCUACAGACGUCGCUCGCGCUCCUCCUCCCGCUCCACAGACCCGUCACACUCCCGCGACACCUCGCCGGUAGGCCUAAAGGGCUUCAGCGCGCUGCCAUCCACGGAGAUCUCCAUGUACACGCUGCCCCGGGACACCCUCAAGUCCUCCGGCACGCCCACCGCCACCUACAACUCUGAGAGGGACCACAACUUCCUGCAAGUCCACAACUGCAUCCAGAAGGACCUGAAAGACUCGAGCCAGACCAACACAGCGAACCGCCGCACCACGCCGGUAUGAGGGAGUCGACACAGGCCAGGGCAGCCCGGCGGAGAGCGGAGACCAGGAGACACGGGAACCCCUGUGGGUGCAGUAUGCCCCAGGAGAAGAUGGAUUUCCAUGUUUAUAGACAUUUGUUCUUUUUGUUCAGCUGCAUGACUUUUCCAUUACCAUUGUUGAGAGAGUUUCAACAAGUCUGCUGUGUUCCUGGAUUGAAUGGCAGAACAGUGAGAAUGGGUCAGGGUGUCCCGAGAGAGUGAGAUCUGUCAUUUUUUUGCGCAGGGUUUG
Molecule: messenger RNA, 3114 nt
Organism: Epinephelus fuscoguttatus (brown-marbled grouper)
Lineage: Eukaryota; Metazoa; Chordata; Actinopteri; Perciformes; Serranidae
Gene: cacng2a
Product: calcium channel, voltage-dependent, gamma subunit 2a
Exons: 4
Coding region: 1861-2847 (328 amino acids)
Biological process (GO): postsynaptic neurotransmitter receptor diffusion trapping; positive regulation of synaptic transmission, glutamatergic; transmission of nerve impulse
Cellular component (GO): AMPA glutamate receptor complex; voltage-gated calcium channel complex; postsynaptic density membrane
Molecular function (GO): channel regulator activity; voltage-gated calcium channel activity
Source: RefSeq, a predicted model, not a curated record